ACUCCCAAGCUAGCAUGUCUAAUCGUUAUGCACCAAUCCCUAAUCCACGCACUGACCCAGAACUAAACUCAGAACUAGAAGCUGCUUUUGACGACCCAGAUGACUCCGACUUUGAUGACGACGCUGACGAAUCUCGUCCUUUGACUUUCUCUCAUCCUCCUUCUUCGCUUCCAGCGACUUACAACUUCGAGUCACCGAUAUGCGACUACGACCAACCUCCUCCUGGUUCUCCCCCACAGCCUUCUGCUCAUGCUGUACCCAAUGAAAUCGGAAAUUCCAAUGGCAUAAUACCUGUUUUCACUGUAGAUUCUUUACCCCCUCCUCCAACCGGCCCAUGGUGGAAACGCACCGCUGCCUCUGUCCUACCAUCUCAUUAUGUUAGCCGCUGGGGUUUUAUUGGAGGUUCCGGUUCUGGCCGAGUCAUAGGUGGAGGCACUAGAAACGACGGUGUAUUCAGUAACGUAGCUGCCAAACCAUCCCAGGGUGUACGAGUUCAAGAAGGCGACAACGUUUACCUCGUUCCCGAAGAAUCAUCCAACACCGCUCCUCCCUCUUACGCAGCAGCUCAAGCUGACGCUGCUCCUCCUUAUCACACUCAUUCCAUAUUCCUUCCUUCCUCCCUAAAUUCCCACACUCUCACCCAAGGAUAUGUCGCCGUCGACGGUCUUCCUACAGGCACUCUCUUCUCAUUCCUCUGGAACGCACUCAUCAGUACCACAUUCCAAUUCGUCGGCUUUGUUCUCACCUGGGUCAUGCACACUACCCACGCUGCCCGAUAUGGCAGCAGGGCCGGUCUGGGCGUUACAUUAAUUCAAUGGGGCUUCGGCCUGCGCGCACGAUUAGACGACGUCAACGGCACAGGUCUAGCAUCAGACCCUGCAGAUGCCUGGCCUAGUAGUGCAUUCGCAAGCACACAAGAUGCUGAGGAAUGGGCGAACGCUAACCCCACAAUCACAUCCGAUGACGAUAUAAUUUCCUGGACCAACUCUGCAGACGGUGGAGCAGAUGGCAACGUUGGGUUCCUUAACAGCACAGCAGCUAAUGAAUGGCUUUCCUUCUUCCUCAUGACAGCCGGCUGGUUCCUCCUUCUUACCAGCGCAUUCGGUUUCUGGCGCGUCAAGCGCUGGGAACGAGGCAUUCUCUCUUCUACCGCGUCCACCACUUCUCCAUCUGCAGCAGACGAAGAGACGAGGAGGCAAACGUUUUUUGAGCGCCUCGGAGUAUUCCGUGUCCCUUCACCAACGGAAACCUCGGGCGCGGAUGGACCGGAACAGGUGCCUGCCCACGCUAGAGAUGACGGGAUUGCAAGAGAGAGAGGUGUCAUCCCAGAGUUAGAGAUGCAAAUGCUCAUGUCAACCGAUCCAGAUCGUUCACGACAGAUCAGGGAGGCAAUCGAGCGUGAGCGCAGGCUGUGCGAGGACUUGCGGGCUGCAGGGCUCUUGUAAGGGCUGCUUCAGGGAACGGGGCGGACGUAUGUUGUAUCGUGCUAAGUCGUCUUCUACAGACGUGCUAUCUAUUUUCCUAGGAGAACGAUAAUGGGUCAAAACGGCAUACACCGUAUUUAUUGUAAAUAUUUUUCUUGGUGUUUUUUUUUUU
Molecule: messenger RNA, 1596 nt
Organism: Suillus paluster
Lineage: Eukaryota; Fungi; Basidiomycota; Agaricomycetes; Boletales; Suillaceae
Exons: 2
Coding region: 15-1445 (476 amino acids)
Biological process (GO): metal ion transport; ubiquitin-dependent protein catabolic process; positive regulation of protein ubiquitination
Cellular component (GO): perinuclear region of cytoplasm; endoplasmic reticulum; Golgi apparatus
Source: RefSeq, a predicted model, not a curated record